Messenger RNA from Myotis davidii, 1181 nucleotides. RefSeq names its product sialic acid-binding Ig-like lectin 14. Gene Ontology annotation, molecular function: sialic acid binding. Bases 50 to 1180 code for a protein of 376 amino acids. Gene Ontology annotation, biological process: cell adhesion. Gene Ontology annotation, cellular component: plasma membrane. NCBI's taxonomy places the organism in Eukaryota, Metazoa, Chordata, Mammalia, Chiroptera, Vespertilionidae. The record is from RefSeq and is a predicted model, not a curated record. The transcript has 5 exons.
CCUCCCUGACACAGGGACCUGGACCUGCUCUGCCCUGCCAGAGGCAGCCAUGGUGCUCCUGCUGCUGCUGCCCCUGCUGUGGGGGGGGUCCCUGCAGCAGCUGCCAGGCUAUGAGCUCCAAGUGCAGGAAUCGGUGACAGUGUUUGAGGGUCAGUGUGUCCACGUGCCCUGCUCCUUCUCCUACCCGAGGAGUUCGUGGUCUUCCUCUAGCAAAUUCUACACCUACUGGUACCGGGACGGGGACAACACAGCCUAUGAUGCUCCUGUGGCCUCGAGCAACUAUAAUAAACCAGUGAAGAGAGAGACCAAAGUCCGAUUUCUCCUCCCGGACCCCAGGACCAACGACUGUUCCCUGCACAUAAGAGACGCCAGGAGGAGCGACACAGGACGCUACUUCUUCCGAGUGGAGAUAGAAUAUCCUGAAUAUAAUUACCAAGGACAUUUCCAAGGAUAUAAGUCCCAAGGAUAUAGUUACCAAGAUAAAAUGUUGGAUUUGCAGGUGGCAGCCCUGACAGAGAAACCCCACAUCCGUGUACGGGAGCCUCUGGAGUCCGGCCGCCCCACACAGCUGGCCUGCAGCCUUCCAGGGGCCUGUGAAGGGGGACGACCUCUCACCUUCUCCUGGGCGGGAGCCGCUGUGGACUCGCUGGACCCCCAGAACCUCAGCUCCUCGGUGCUCUCCUUCACCCCGAGGCCCGGGGACCAUGGCACCAACCUCACCUGUCAGGUGAAACGGGAAGGGUCCCAGUGGACCACACAGAGAACCAUCCGGCUCGAUGUCUCCUCCUUCAAGAAUCUACAAACCACAUCCCUAACCAUCCUGGAGGGAGAGGCCCUGAGGCUGCGCUGUGAGGCUGACAGCAACCCCCCUGCCGAGCUGAGCUGGUUCCGGGGGUCCACAGGCCUGAACACCACCCCCCUCUCCAGGACCGCGAUCCUGGAGCUGCCUCGCGUGGGGCCUGCACAGGAAGGAGAGUUCACCUGCCAAGCUCGGCACCCGCUGGGCUCCCACAGCGUCCCUCUCAACCUCUCCGUGUUCUGCAGCACACACUCCAGCAGAUGCAUGACCGAGGACCAGCAGGGCUCCUGGCCCCUGGUCUUCACCCUGAUCAGAGGGGCCCUCAUGGGGGCUGGCUUCCUCCUCACCUACGUCCUCACCUGGCUCUACUACACCAGGUGAG